AUGAAUAUAACAGAGUCCAAUAAGAAGCUACUAAAUGAAUCAAAUAUAUAUGAGGCGUCUAAUGGCGACUACCAUGAGCUGCGACUAGUCAACAGAAGGUACAUUGUUCAAAAUGACACACCACACAAACUCAUUCCCAAACGAAAAGGACUCAAGUUAGUUAUAGACAAAGAUGCAAAUGAUCUAGACAAGGUGUUCAGGGCCAAAGGAAGAACCAUUACACCGGAUGAGAUUUUGAAUAUGAUGAAACCAGGAAAAUUGAAGAUACCAUUUGCUGAUCCUAGAGAUUCUAGAGGGGAGAAAUUACUACCGUCUUCGGACUUGUUGAAAUCUAUUCACUAUUUUGUAGCGAAGAAAUACACCAAAGAUAUGACAAGAAAGUCGGGCAUACAUAAGUACUUGGAGUGUAUGGAUGAGACAGCGCUAUUAGGCAUGGGAAUGAUGCUUGACAGUUGGGUGGACGAAUUAAUCACCGAAGACACCUGCAGAAUGUUUCUACAAGAAGAUGGUGGUUCAGACGAGGGCGGGAGAACUAGAAAUGAAAAUGAAAAUGAAAAAGACGAGGUCGGCACAGCUGAAUCUUCUAGUGAGUCAGACUCUGAAGGAAAAAGUGAUAUAGAGAAAUCCUCGUGA
Messenger RNA from Lodderomyces orthopsilosis Co 90-125, 633 nucleotides. RefSeq lists its product as uncharacterized. Gene Ontology annotation, cellular component: RNA polymerase I upstream activating factor complex. Lineage: Eukaryota; Fungi; Ascomycota; Pichiomycetes; Serinales; Debaryomycetaceae. Gene Ontology annotation, molecular function: RNA polymerase I cis-regulatory region sequence-specific DNA binding. The record is from RefSeq and is a predicted model, not a curated record. The coding region runs from base 1 to 633 and encodes 210 amino acids. The transcript has a single exon. Gene Ontology annotation, biological process: nucleolar large rRNA transcription by RNA polymerase I.